Molecule: messenger RNA, 1192 nt
Organism: Homarus americanus (American lobster)
Lineage: Eukaryota; Metazoa; Arthropoda; Malacostraca; Decapoda; Nephropidae
Product: creatinase-like
Exons: 2
Coding region: 486-839 (117 amino acids)
Source: RefSeq, a predicted model, not a curated record
GUGGUCACUAACACAGUGUAGUGUUAGCAGCGUGGGUGUGGUCACUAACAGUGUGCUGUUGGCAGGUGGGCGUAGUCACUAAUUCAGUGUGGCAUUAGCAGGUGGGUGUGGUUACUAACACAGUUGUGGUGUUGGCAGUAUGGGUGUGGUCACUAAGAGUGUGGUGUUAACCGUCUGUUAAACCAGCCGGUUUUCCUUAUGUAAGUACAAACACCGGCUAGUAGGCGAAGCUCAAGGUGUGAAAAGCGUGUGGCUCAUUUGGCUUGUUGAGGAAUGUCAACUUACAAGGAUGGAAGUUUUGACACAACAUAUUUGCUGGCCUGUCCUUACAGGUCAUUUUUAUAGCGGGGUGUGUUCAUUAACACAGUGUGGUUUUGGCAGCGUGGGUGUGGUUCCAGUCCGGGAUCAACACAGACGGAGCACACAACCCAGUGACCACCAGGAAGAUACAGAAGGGUGACAUCCUCUCACUCAACUGCUUCCCAAUGCCACAGGGGUACUACACGGCACUAGAGAGGACUUGGUUCUUUGACCACUGCAGCGAUGCCCAUCUCAAGGUGUGGGAAGCCAACGUGGCCGUCCACAAGCGGGGGAUUGAACUCGUCCGGCCGGGUGCCAAGUGUUCUGAGAUUGCCCAAGAACUAAACGAAAUGUUUGCCCAGUUCGGCCUUCUGAAGUACCGCACGUUUGGCUACGGUCAUUCCUUCGGUGUCCUCAGCCACUACUACGGGCGUGAGGCUGGUGAGUCAUGUUCUAACAACUCUUUAUUUGAUGAUCGUAGAUAUAGCUUGUGUGUCAGAUUUUUUAUGAUACCUUACAAUGUGUGCAAUACAAGUUGACCUUCAUUUCUAUAUAUACAAGAUAAUGAACACAAACUAAUGUAUUAAUAUUAAUGUUUGAUAACCCAUACGCUACUUGUUCACCAACACCUUGAUUAACUCUCGCAACAUCUUUCUAGUACAUUUUAACAACACGUAAAUUCAACUUCUGCCUCACAAGAGCAGCAGUUUCCCACACUCACAUUCAGUUUAUAUGUUAGAAGGCCCUGCAUAAGUUACCAUGUUUAAACAUUAUAGUAUAUUAUUUCCAGCUCAAUUUAUCACCGACAGAAGAACAAGCAAACUUUUGCUGCUGAACAUCUCCUUAGUUAAAUUGUUAAUUAGUUUUUAUCGGACAAUAUUCUUAGAACACA